AUGUCGAUUUUGCAGAUGUCCUUUACAGUUCCAGUAACCCCAGAAUCCCUCUCAUCGGCGAAAACCCUGUCAAUCGGCUUCAUUUCAGAUCGAUCGGUGCUUUCCCUCACCACAAGACUCUCCAACCUCUCUCUAACCACCUCAACCCCCUACAAAUUGACGCAGAUUCGUAUGGGUGGCGGGCCUCGCACUUACCCCGGCGGCGUCUCGAAGUGGCAGUGGAAGCGAAUGCAGUUGAAGAAAUCGAAGCAGCUUCUGAAAGCCCGGCUGGCCCGAGAGCGCCAGAUAUACGAGAUGAGGAAGCGGGCCGAGCUCAAGGCCGCCGUCACGGAGCUCGAGCGCCCCUGGGAGGCCGUCGAGAAGCCGCCCAAUUUGUUCUCCGCGAGCGCCGACGAGCAGCUGCAGGUGCUGGCGGACCGGUUUCAGAAGCCCGGGGGGCUGGAUUUGUGGUCUGAAAGGGACGGGCCGGAAUUGUUCAGGCACGAUAAUGGGCUGCCGUCUUCCAGGUUUUUUCCGAAAGGGGUUGUUCAUAGCGCCCAACCAAAUCGGAAAUUGGCUGCUGCUUCGGAAGAAUCGGAUGGUUUGGGUCUGGAAGAAGAAUCGAGCCCUGGCCCGGUUGGUGGACGUGUGGUUGAAACGGGCCUGCGAAGUCAAAACAGGGGAGAAUAUACGAAUUCGAAGAGAAAUCUGAGGACUUCAAGUAAAGGUGGAAGCUUGGAUGGUGACAAAAGUGGGAAUUAUAGUGGAAAACUUAGGGAGAAAGGAAAUUCAAGAACUUAUUCGAGUGAUUCGGAAAGAAAGAACUCUAGGGAUUAUAGAAGGAAUAAUGGGGAUAACCGGUGGCAAGGUGAAGCUAUUAAAAAACUAUGGAGGAGCAAAAAGGGUCGUGUAAAGGGUGAGAAUGUGAAUAGUGAAGUGUUUGAUAUGAAUCUGCAAGAUGAUGGGGUCUAUGGGUUUGAUUUGGAGAACUGA
This is a messenger RNA of Striga hermonthica, 972 nucleotides long. NCBI's taxonomy places the organism in Eukaryota, Viridiplantae, Streptophyta, Magnoliopsida, Lamiales, Orobanchaceae. The record is from the annotation of a GenBank genome assembly.